Molecule: messenger RNA, 2311 nt
Organism: Arachis stenosperma
Lineage: Eukaryota; Viridiplantae; Streptophyta; Magnoliopsida; Fabales; Fabaceae
Product: protein SIEVE ELEMENT OCCLUSION B-like
Exons: 7
Coding region: 53-2062 (669 amino acids)
Biological process (GO): phloem development
Source: RefSeq, a predicted model, not a curated record
GAAUAUCCAUCCUUCUUUGCCAUCUCUAUAAAUCUCUUUUGAGUUCUCUCUCAUGGCUACUAAGCAUUCCCUAAUGACCAUCCUACAAAAAAACGUGCAGACUCAGAGCCCAUUAACCAUGUCUGAUGAGCAGAUAUUGGAGCAAAUAUACUCAACCCAUGUCCACUCUGACACCAAAUUUGAUGUUCAGUCUCUCUUCACUCUCGUCGACAACACCCUUAAGCGCUCCACCUCCAUUGUUGACAAUGUUGUCCAGGGCUCCAAAACAAGCACCGUGGAGCUCCACGCAGAGGAUAAGAACGCCGAACCUAAUUUCAACUCACCACUUUGUACCCUCAAACAAAUUUCGCACGAGAUGUCUUGCAAACCUCCGGGUGAGGAAAUUGCUCACAAGACCACAGUUGCCAUUCUCAACAAGCUCUCAAACUAUGAGUGGGACGCAAAAGCGGUUCUCACACUUGCCUCUUUCGCUCUCGAGUACGGUGAGUUUUGGCUGCUGGCUCAGCAGCAGCCAACAGAUCUUUUGGCCAAGUCAGUGGCUGUGCUUAAAAGAGUACCGUUACUUGCAAGGCCGGCCGCGGUGCAGAAGCACCGUGAGGCCAUCAUCGAGCUCAACAAUCUGGUGAAAACAGCAUUGCAAGUGAUUGAGUUGAUCUUUGCUUUGGAGAAGCUCACAAGUUAUGACACUAAAGAUGUGCCUGCUUUGUUGCCUGCUAUUGAGCAAAUCCCUGUUGAUGUAUACUGGUCUAUCAUCACUGUUGUGGCCAUUGUUACUCAGAUUGAUUGCCUCACCACUCAAUCAGAGCAUAAGCAGGAACUGUCCUACUAUGGUCAAAAGAUCAACAUCAUCCUUAGCAAACUCAGGAAGCAAAUCACUCUCUGCAAUCUACAGAUAGAGGAGGCAGAAUAUAUUCGCAAGCUCAGGAAACUUUUCCAAACCCCAGUUGAAAUCAUGGAGGUGUUUAGGUUUCUCAUUUUUCCAAAGGAUGCCCCACAGCAACUGUUUGACUGUGCUACUAAAACCACGGUUGACAUCAGUGUAAUAAAGAGGAAGAAUGUGUACUUGAUCAUAUCCACCCUUGACAUCACGGAUGAAGAAAUCUCAGUUCUGAGGCCAGUUUAUGAUUACACCAAAAGUCAUGAUCAGUACAAGAUCGUGUGGAUUCCGGUGGUGGAAACGUGGACGGAGCAACUGCGGAAGAAAUUCGAGGCUCUGAUGACAAAGAUGCCAUGGCUUGUGGUUACGCACUUUGGAAGCAUUGCAGGGUACAAGUACAUCAGGGAGGAGUGGCAUUUCAAGAAGAGGCCUUUGGUUGUGACGCUGAACCCUCAAGGCAAGGUGCUUCACUCCAACGCCUUCUAUCUCAUCCAUGCCUAUGGAAUGAAGGCCUUCCCCUUCACCAUUGCCGAUCAAGAAAGGAUUGACAGAGAAAUUCAUUGGGUUAGUUCUGUUGUUGGCGAUGUUCACCCCGCGGUAACUGCCUGGAUUCAACAGCACAAGUACAUAUUCUUCUAUGGAGGCAAAGACAGAGAAUGGAUCGAACAGUUCACAAAGUACGCAACCAUACUUGUAAACGACGCUACCCUAAAGUCCGCAAACAUUUCAAUAGAAUUGUUCUGCGUGGAGAAGCAAGACAAGAGCCUCCUAAGCCGCUUCUGGAGCGGAAUUGAGAGCAUGUUCGUCACCAAGUAUCACAGGACCGUUGAUGCGGUCACACAAGAAGUGCAGAGGAUGCUCUCCUACAAGAACGAGACAGGGUGGGCCCUACUCACCAAAGGCUCCUCCGUGGUUCUUAGUGGCCAUGGAAACACGGUGUUGAAGACGGUUGCGGAGUUUGAGAAGUGGAAGGAGAUUGUGAUCAGGAAAGGGUUUGAGUUCUCAAUUAAGGAGUAUCAUGAGAAGAUAGUGCGCACUACUCACCGCUGCUCCCACCUUGAGAUUCCUAACGUCGCCGGGAAGUUGCCGGAGACUAUAAAGUGCCCUGAUUGCCCCAACACUAUGGAGAUUUACAUCAGUUACAAGUGCUGCCACACUGGGAACACCGCUAAUGACAAACACUAGCUACCUAUAUUGAGAGCUGAAUCAGUUGUUUGAGUCUUUGUUUAUGUUUCUUUUAUUUCAUGCAUGUAUCUGUCUUCACUCUUCAGGCUUUGAAACCCUUUAAGAGAGAGCUAUUCCUAUAGUUUCCUUUGUGGUUGUGUGUGAGGAUUAAGCUUCUCUUGAGAAAUAAUUAACUACAUAUGCAUGGUUGUGUCACUUCAGAAAUUAUGUGUUUCUUCCUACCUAUGUAAUGUAUGUUGCCGCGGUCAA